Messenger RNA from Saccostrea cuccullata (small rock oyster), 5638 nucleotides. RefSeq names its product protein tiptop-like. Bases 418 to 3405 code for a protein of 995 amino acids. Gene Ontology annotation, molecular function: DNA binding; DNA-binding transcription factor activity, RNA polymerase II-specific. The transcript has 2 exons. The record is from RefSeq and is a predicted model, not a curated record. Gene Ontology annotation, cellular component: nucleus. Gene Ontology annotation, biological process: regulation of transcription by RNA polymerase II. Lineage: Eukaryota; Metazoa; Mollusca; Bivalvia; Ostreida; Ostreidae.
UUCAUUGUACACCUGUCUUGUCUGCGAUCAAUAUUUCCUCAUCAAAUGUUUGUUGAUUUUUUUAAAAAACCUGUCGACUGAAGCAAGCUUACUUGUCAGUUGCACAAACGAGAUGCAGUUAACCAAGUGACAGGCUGCCGGUGUAAGCCGAGAAUAUUGUGUGGGGAUCUACUCGAGCUGUGGACUCGGCUCAAUUGAGAUUUACAGGCACCUGAGUAAAGGGAUACUUGUGUUUUAAUGUUCAUUGUGUUUGGGGAAGUGUGAUUGGUGAUAAAAAUUUAAUUACUUCUAGGAAUUAGCUGCCACAGAUAUUUUUAGUGUCAUUUUGGAUUAACAUUUCUGUGUUUAAGUAAAGAAUCUGGCAUUUAAUUCCUUGCCCUCUUGAUUAAGUUUGAACUGUUAGCAGGAAGUUUAUGAAUGGUGAGGGUUAAGCAAACAAUGCAACUGAAAAUUGUGCAAGCCUCUGAUGAUGAUCAGGGAUCAGAAGGUGACAAUGAGGAUGAAACAUCAGAUGAUGACAGAAAAUUAAAAACUUUAUCUCUCGACGAGAAAUCAGACUCAACUGAGAGAGACUCAAACAAAGAUUCAAACACAGUCCUAGAACCACUGGAAGGUGGCACCUCAUCAGAUAAUCAUCAGGAUUCUGUAGAAAAACCGGAGCAGACGACAGCUGAAAAAUCUAGUGAUAGUUCCGAGUGUGACAAAAUGACUCUGAAAAAGGAAGAUAAUUGUAAAAGGGAACCUGAAAAACGGCCUGAAACACCACCAUUGAAAAGACUGAUGAGGCAGGACCCGCUGCCCUUAUUCAUGACUGACAAAGGCCCAUCACCUCCAAAGAAAAUCUACCGAGAUGAACUUUAUUACAAAAAAUUUGCCGUCCCAUAUUUCGCAACACCAUCCAUGGUCAAACAUGCACCCACUCACCCCAGGCAAGCAAUUCUGAAAUCCAAACACUACUCCAACAAAUUUCCAAAGCAUUUCAAUCCAUCCAGUCCAUAUUCAUUCCCAAAAGUCCAUUCAGAGGAUCAACCUUUAGAUUUGUCUACAAAAGGAUCAUCUAAAUCCAGUUCAUUUGUGGACACCAGGAAAUCAGCAGGAAAGUACACAAAUGGAUUCCUCUCCAAUGGUUCUAGUCUACAAAGUCUGCAAAGGCGAUUUGGUGGCAUGGCAGGAUUCCGCACCAGUCGCCGACCAAUGAGUGGAAUUCUCACGGGACUUCCCUCCACUAUCUCACAGAAAUCUCAUUCAAAUUCUCAGAAAAAAAUCUAUAAUGAUCUCGCAGUACGUCAAAGUCAUAAAAGUGAAAAUAAGACAUCAGAACUCAAAGAUCCAAUUUUAAAGGAAAAACUUAAAAGUGAAGUUGACUCAAAGGCCACUAGUGAAAAGGACCAGAAUUCAAACAUAACCAAAACAGGAAAGGACAGCUCAGAGAGUAUUGACAAAGAAGAAGACAAUAAAUAUACAAUUCACAAGUGUUCUUGUCAGAAAACCUAUAGUACACUGUAUGGGCUUAGCCUUCACUUACAGGAAUCUGGACAUCUGCCAGCAGGGACAAAACAGACCAACCUAAUGGAGUAUCCAAAACUAGUGAGAGGGCAAGACAUGUGGCUCAACCAGGAAUCUGAACAGACCAAAAAAAUUCUUAGGUGUAUUCAGUGUGGUGAGUCCUUUAAAUCUCUACCCAUGUUAACUGUUCACAUGAUGCAGACUCAACAUUACACAAAAAUCGUAACAUCUGAACACGGGAGGCGAUCACACAAGUGUUCUGUUUAUUGUGACCGAGACCUGGACAGGGAGUGUAUUUUCAAGUGUAAGGUGUGUAAUAGUGCUUACAGUGACAUGGAGGGCUUAGCCAACCACAUGGUUCUCUCUGGUCAUCACAAAAAGAAAAUGCACCAAAUGUCGCCUUUUUCCGAUUUCAAAUUAAAACUGCCACAAAAGCGGUACCUCAGAGAGGAACAGAUUGACAGGUCCUUGUCACCUCUAGGUAGCUCUCAGGAGGAAUCUAAGGCUAAGAUUUCCCGCCAAAGUUCUCCUCUCAGCGAUCAGUCCAGAAGUCCCAGCUCAAAUGGGGCUUCUGAGGAUAGCAGAAUCACCUGUGAAAAUUGCAGUGAGAAAAUUGAGACUGGAAAAUUUGUUGAUCAUGUUCGCGUUUGUUUGUUAUUGUCCAAAUAUGAUUCGAAUUAUAAAAUUUCAAUCAAGAAAGAAAAUGUCAAAAGGGAAAUAGAUGACUUGGAGAAAACCAUGGAAUCAGGAUCAGAAAAAGACAGAGACUCUGAGACAGAAAAAGAUGGAAGUUCUGAAGUAAAAGUGAAAAAAGAAGUGGAAGAGAACGAUGAAUCUCCAAAUAUAGACACAGAUGUCAAGAAAGUUGAUACUUCAGAAUUUUCUGCUGCAAAAAUUGAUGACGGAUGUGGAGAUUGCAAAAAGUUGGACAUUAUUGACCCCAACCAUGGGACAGAUGAGGGCAUUAAAGAAGAGAGCUCAGCUUUAUCUGCCAUGGAGAGCUUCAUUCAGAGGAGCUUCAAAUCCGAGUUCAAUUACAGAAGAGGUUCUGUGAAAAUGGGAUCUGCAAACAAGGAGCAGGUAGGCCAAACAUCACAAAAGCCUCUUGAGCGAUCUAGUCCAUCUAUUAGACUUGAAAAGUAUCAAAAAUAUUUUCAUUACUUUUACUCAAGCGAGUCUGAUGAAAAAAGUUCAUUGGAGGAAAAAUCCUCCACUGAUGACAUUGGGAAGCUAGAGAAGAUGUGUGAAGAGGUGAAAGGAUCCAAAAGUCCUAGUGUGGAACAAACAAAAGAGACCCGGAGCACUCCUAAACUGGAGAUAAACGGUGAAAUCCUCAGUAGCAAAUAUCUGAAUUUGGAUGAAGAAGAGAAGAAUAAGGACUCUUCUUCAUCAUCAUCCUCAAAGUCUUCAGCCUUAGACUCUCUCAGUAGUUUCGUAUACAGUCAAUCCUUAACCAGUGAACACCCCUUAGAUAGUCUGCAGAAACUCUUAACAAAUAGUAACAUUCCUAAAAUCAUGCCACCACAUUCAUUGAAAACCUUUGAUCAUGUACGAGCUUCGAUGUCAACUAGUCCUCUGAAUCUUUCCCUAAAAAGGGAACUGGACGAGGACGAAUUGGAAUUUUCUGACGGUAAAGACAGUUUCUCUGAUCAGGAGAGCAGCCAUAGCAGUGACAGUGAUGCUAACAUGGACUACCGCUGCGCCGCCUGCAGCCGCCAUUUUGCCUCCAAAGGUUCCUACCGCUACCAUCUCAGUCGCUGCCAUCUGUCCUCUGUCAAAAAGUACGGAAUCAAAGAAGCCUUCAACAUGAGCCCUUAUAUCUACCUCCCUCUGGAUCACACUGCCAAAUUCUCCAAGUAUUACGAAAUGGCUCAGGAGCUUGCCAAGAAAGGAAAGUAAUCUAGGGGAUUGUACCUUUUGAACUUAUGAAGAAAAAAAACCCUCGUAAAUUCCAGUACUCUUAUUUUUUACUGCAUUCUCCCCCCCAAAGGCAGCACUAUAAUUUAGAAAAUCAUUUAGGGAUCAUUAUCAUGUGAUAUAUCUUUUAGAGAAAAGUACAUGUUAUUGUAGUUUUAACAUUCCAAAAACCUGAUUUCACUCCUGAAAUCCAGCAAGAGAAUUUAUAUAGGUGUUUUGAUUUUCCUUUCCUUUCUUGUUUUAUAUGUUUUGUUCAGUAUUUUUGGGAAAAUAAUGGCUUUGAAAUUUUUGAUAUGUUUAAGAAUUACUGAAUAUAAUGCAAGAUAAAAAUAUCUUAAGUUUUUCCUCAGAUACUUAUGUAUGUACUAAGACAUUAUCCCAGUGCAUUAAGGUGAAGUUGUAUAGCUUUUUGUCUGACAGUGUCACACCAAAAAUGGAAAUCCAUGUUUAAAAAAGCUUUAAAGAUGAAGGAUUUAAUUAGUACUUAGACAGAUUUUGUGGGUGAUUAAUUUUUUUCUUCUAGGUAUAAAACACACAUAAAUGUAUUCUGCAUAAUAUCAUAUUAUAGAAUGAACCAUUAUGGAAUGUCAUUCCCUCUACUCAAUGUAUAAUUUUUCCAACUAGUUUGUGUAAAUAGCUGAGCUCUGGGCAAGUAGCAAUGUAUGAAUUAGUUUAUGUCAGAUGUGCUUAGAAUGGAUUUCGGGCUGUAAUUUUGGUUGACAGCAAAACGUGUUUUAUGGUCUCUGAUUAGGAAAAGCUGAAAUCAUUAUCAAUGUUCGACUCCCUCAUUACAAGGUGCAUCAAAUCACAAAAACGCCUUUCCCCCUCUCAGAAUAAAACUCCUAGAUGUCAAGUUAUACAAAACAUGGGCAAUAAAUAUACCGUUAUCUAUCAUGUUAGAAAAUUCUUGCAGGGAGUAAUUGAUAAUUUUCUUUUUGUGAAAGAAUGGGCUUGAAUACAAUCCAAAUUACACAAGAUUUAUGUAACAAUUUGUACUUUUCAUAUCAGAAUUACGGUUUAUGAUAGUCACACUUCUUUGUUUGAUAAUAUGAUAUCGAUAGUAAAUAUUUUUUAAUACAAAAUUUUUUAGAACAAAAAAAUUGAAAGUCAUGAUAGAGGAGCAAAAGAAGUAGUUCACCUUCUUUGAUGUUUUAAGAAGCAUCAAUCAUAUAUUCUGGUAUGAAAUUAUAUGUAGUUCAUCAUUGUAAUUACAGAGCAAAAUUAAGAGGGUUUGAUUUUGAUGGACAACUGUUUACAAAUCUGUCACUGGCAUCAACAACAGCACCAGAGUUAUUCUGGAACCACCCACCUUAUGAACCAAGCUUUUGACUAAUGGUGCUAAAUCUUCAGGUGUUUUGACACAGACAUCAGUCAAAUUUUGAAAUCCUUGUUUUAUUUAUAUGAAGGAGUGUUAUUUAAUGUUUAUCACACAGUGACAUGAUUGAUGGGAAAGUAAAAGUACAGGUUUAAGAUAAUAAAAUAAUUGAAAAAUGAAUGUGCAAGAUUUCCUGUCAAAACUUUAUAGGAUUGUUUUGAAGGGUGCUGCUUAUUUUUCUCAUUGUACAAGAAUUCUGAAUGACAGUGUCAUGAAACAAAUCAUUGAUUCAUGUCUGAGUUUUGAAAUCCAUAUAAAUAUUUGAAAGAAAUGUGUACAGGCAUAAUUUUGUUAUAAUUGUACAUAUUUAAUGAUGUUUUUUUGUGUGCUUUGAUUACAUAUCAUUUUUUUGUUACAGUGCUCUUUCUACUCAUUUUUUUGAAAUCUUAUUCCAAGUGCCAGCUUUUUGUAGUUAGUAUUUUUUUUAUAACCCAAUUUUACAAAGUAUCCAAAGAUUUAGUUAUAAAAUGACUAAGUAGUCACUCCCUGGUAAUAAAAAUUGCCUGUGUACCAAAUUUUUUGUAUGGAAAAAAAGAGAUUUUUAUUAGAAAAAAUGAGUUUUAAAGCCAUAUUGAUGCAAUUUAACAAGGUUAUAUUUUGAAAUGACAUUUUCAUUUGACAGCUCUUGUUAAACUGACUACAUGGUCAUAAAAAUGGCAGUUAAAGUCAUGUACGUCAAAAUCAAGUGAUUUGUGGUACACUUAUUAAGUGUCUAUCCAUUUUAUUUAUUGUAUCAACUUUUGUGUAUUCUCAUUAUUAAUCGUUAUAUAUUUUAUGUUUUACUUAUUAAAUGAUAUGGACACAAACUUAUCAUGAAUUAAAUAUACAAUACCAUUGUAA